AUGGGUGAUAAAUUUUACGCAGUUGCACACGGUCGUAAGCCGGGUGUAUAUGAGGACUGGAAUGAGGUUCAGAAACAGAUACACGAUUAUCCUCAGCCAGUUUAUAAAAAGUUCACCAAUAAGGAAGAGGCUGAAGAAUUUUUCAAGGCUCGACAACCCGAGCGAAUAUCAAUGGAAGUUGAUGAAUCAGCAAAGAAGUUCUACGCUGUCGCAAGAGGAAAAGUGAUCGGUGUAUUUACGGAUUACGAAGAGGUGAAAAAACACAUUGCUGACUAUCCACAGCCAAUGUACAAGAAAUUCGAAGAUCUCACCGAAGCAAAAGCGUAUUUUAAAAAAUAUACAAGUGGAGAAGAUCAUGCUGAAGACACAAACGUGCAUAAGGAAAAAGACGAAGCAAGCUCAACCAAUAAAGAUGAUAAGAAGUCUGAAGGAAAAGAUAAAAAGCAAGACGACAGUCAUCACCGUGCUAAAGACAACACCAAAGAAAAAGAGAAGACGUCACACGAUUCAGCUGAGAAAAAUGAUUCGAAAGACAAGGCUGAUUCAAAAGAGAAAGUCUAUUACGCAGUAGCGCGGGGCCACAAACCUGGUGUUUAUGCGACUUGGGCUGAAUGUCAGGAGCAAACUAAAGAUUUUAAAGGAGCGAAAUUCAAGAAGUUCACGAAUGAAGAGGAUGCAAAAUUAUUCGCUGAGGGCAAAACGCUCAAACAAAUUGAAGAGCGCAAACGUCCGCAUGAUAAAGAGGACAGUGAAGAGAGUGUUGAGCCAAAGAAAGCGAAUAAAGAGAAGGAGAAAGCUUGA
This is a messenger RNA of Anisakis simplex (herring worm), 801 nucleotides long. NCBI's taxonomy places the organism in Eukaryota, Metazoa, Nematoda, Chromadorea, Rhabditida, Anisakidae. The record is from the annotation of a GenBank genome assembly.